CGUGACAUAGAAGCUGCAGACAUGGAUCCGCAUGCGCCGCCGUUGAAAGCGCUGUCUCCGCAGCCGAUUGAUUCGCCCAGCCCCAAUAGAGCCUUUCCCGUCUCAACUGCGCCGUCGUCCUCAAUACCGGCGCUGCCUCUGCGACCGGCGAUGGACCAGCAGCUACCCGACCGCUCGAUGCACAUGGACGACAUGCCUCGGACGACGUCGAUUCCGCGCGGCGCCGACUUCCCCCAGGCUGGCGAUUUCCCCCCAAAGCCCAGCGACUACUCCAAGGCCAGCGAUUAUCCCAGGGCCACAGACUUCCACCCGAGGCCGUAUGAGUACCCGACCUCGAGGCCGAUGCAGCAGCUCCAGUCGCCAAUGCAGCAGCUCCAGUCUCCGUAUAACCCCAUGGUUCCUCAGCUCGAUAUGAAGGAUGUCAAGUCCAGCUGCCAGCGCAAUCUGAGACACCUCAUGUACCUCCAGAACCAGCGGCGCGGCUAUGAUUACGCGUCGCAGGUCGACCUAGAGUGGCAGAUUCG
Molecule: messenger RNA, 524 nt
Organism: Trichoderma atroviride IMI 206040
Lineage: Eukaryota; Fungi; Ascomycota; Sordariomycetes; Hypocreales; Hypocreaceae
Source: RefSeq, a predicted model, not a curated record